Pecten maximus is the source of this 3754-nucleotide messenger RNA. RefSeq names its product RING finger and SPRY domain-containing protein 1-like. Bases 204 to 1979 code for a protein of 591 amino acids. The transcript has 15 exons. The record is from RefSeq and is a predicted model, not a curated record. Gene Ontology annotation, cellular component: cytoplasm. Lineage: Eukaryota; Metazoa; Mollusca; Bivalvia; Pectinida; Pectinidae. Gene Ontology annotation, molecular function: ubiquitin-protein transferase activity; protein binding.
UCCAAUAUGGACGACGUCGAACUAGUUUCUCUUCCUAUAAUAACUAGGUAGAUGAGAAAAACAGUUUCGCUUAAUUAUACUGGUGUAUUCAGGUAUUAAAUAAUGUUGGAAUUGACAUGGCCAUCCAAGGAAAUUAUGUUUGCGAAUCGAACCUCAGACUUAGAAAACAAACCACAAAGUAUUAAAUAACAAUAAGACAUGGUAUGAUUGUGACCAUUUGGAUUGUGCACAGCAUUUCCAGAAGUGCAAUACAAAAUAGAGGACUGCUAAAACAAGCACUGCAGUCAUUUGUGUGGAAGAUGGGAGCAUGCAUUUGUAAAGAUAAGACCAACACUAGAGACAACCAAAGAGGGAACAAUGCUGUGUCUUCAGAGACAAGUACGAGGGGACAGCACUCUGUACAGACAGAUUCAAGAAUGGGUAAUCACAGACCAACAUCCUCAGUAGGAUGGAGACCAAGGAAGACAGUCGAUGAACUAGUACUGGAAACUCUCUCAGUGAUUCGCUCUCUUGUAGAUAAUGAGAGGGAGCCACCACAGGCUAUGCUGUGUCUACAGGAGGUGUCUGAGUCACAGAAUGGAUGGUUAGAAAUGGUCAGCUCCCUCAUCCAUUCUAUACCUAUAGAGGAUCCUUUGGGACCAGCUGUCGUUACCCUGCUCUUAGAUGAGUGUCCUCUUCCAACGAAGGAAACAACAUUGGUUUUAUGUCAAAAAAUGAAUUUAACCAACGAAGAUCCAGGUGCCAAAAAUUCAGAUUCUUUUCGUAAGAUGCAUAGGAAUAUUGGAGUUGUCCUUGGUUGCUUAGCGGAAAAAUUAGCAGGACCAAAUAGUAUUGCCCUGUUGACACCUAGAGUUUUGGACUACUUAAUUGGCAAUCUAGACAUGUCACUACCUCCUGUAGUUAUUCUUCAUUCCUUGGUAGCACUGGAGAAGUUUGCACAGACAAGUGAAAACAAGGCCACAACUAACAGAGCACUACAGCGAAAAUCACCAAACGAAAUAGAGGAACUAGAAAAAUGGUGGCAGCAUGCAGACUACCAAAAACGUGAGGUCGGAUUCUGUGCCAAGUGGUGCCUUGAUAAUCUCUUCGUCACAGAGGGUCGCAAAUUUUCCCACGAGUCUGAGGACUUGAGUGCUGUUAAUGUAAUGUUGAAUAGUAACGAUGUCAGCGAAUACCUCAAGAUUUCACCAGACGGCACUGAGGCGAGGAGUGAUGCGUCCUCGUUCGAGAGUGUACGCUGUACGUUCCAGGUUGACUCAGGAAUCUGGUAUUAUGAGGUUACAGUAAUUACAGAUGGAGUGAUGCAGAUUGGCUGGGCGACAAAAGACAGCAGUUUUCUUAACCAUGAAGGCUAUGGUAUAGGAGAUGAUGAGUAUUCAAUGGCAUAUGAUGGAUGUCGACAACUGAUCUGGUACAAUGCUGAGAGCAAGACUCAUGGUCACAGUUGCUGGAAGCCAGGAAACACUGUUGGUCUGCUUUUGAACUUAGAAGAAAAGGAGCUGACUUUUUCUCUCAAUGGCAAAUGUCUGCCCCCACACAGGGACCUGUUUGAACAUGCCAAGGGAGGUUUUUUCGCUGCUGCAAGUUUCAUGUCCUACCAACAAUGUGAGUUUAACUUUGGUGCCAGUAAGCCUUACAAGUUCCCACCAAAAGAUGUCAAGUUCAAGAGUUUUAAUGACCAUGCUUAUCUGUCGGACGAGGAGAAAAUUAUCCUUCCCAGACAUAAAAAGUUAGAGUUAUUGAAGAGCUUGAAAGUUCAUGAAGAUUCCUGUACACUUUGUUUUGACAACAAAGCCACACAAAGUCUGCUGCCUUGUAAACACAUGGGUUUCUGCUACAAAUGUUCCAUACAAUUAGAAAUUUGUCCAAUAUGUCGGUGCAAGAUUGUGGAACGAGUCAAUUCAUGUGAUAACGAUGACAAAGACAUUGUGAAACUCAACCCUACUGCUUCUAAGAAGCGAAAACACAAAAAAAGCUGAUGUCUCUUUCAUCUUUCAUAACCUCUGCUACACAAAUCUGUUUAGCCUUACAUGACAUCUGCCAGAUAUGGACAAGCUGAAUAUUCAUGUAAAACCUUUUAAAUCAUUGUUAUAACUAUAAACCACAUUCACAUGUCGUGACAGUUAGUUUUAUAUCUAUAUUAUCAACCACUGUUCUGUUAUAGGUUUUUUCUGUUGAUGUCCGCAGUUAAUUAUUACAAUGAAUUAUGGGGAAAUUUUGUAUUGAGCAGUGUUUUAGCAUUGUGUUUGAUAUAUUGAACAAUGUUCAUGCAUUGUGUAUCAUAUUUAAUCAUGUUCAAGCAUUGAACAUGAGAGUGUACUUUCCUUGUUGAACAGUAUUAUAAUCAUAUGUAAGAUUUUUCUUUUGAAUGGACUGCAGUUUUACAAAUGCUUCUUCAUGCUAAGGAAAAUGUCUUAGAUUGGCCGGAUUUCACCACAAAUGUGGCUUAUGAAUAGUUGAACCUCAGUCCAUCUGAUUGGAAUAAAAAAAAAAGUUUUUAUUUUUUUUUAUUUAUUUAUUUUUUGUGUUGGUUACAGUUGAAUUAGCAUCCAUGACCAAAGAUAUGCACUCAAUAUUUCAUCACAUGUAGUAGGUCACUGUGACCUAGUUUCCAUAGCUAAAUGACUAAGACAAUUUUUCCAUUUACAUUUUUCUGGCAUUAGUGAUGUAAUUUAAGUAGUAUGCCAAUUUGCACAUGAAAGUAGAUUGCUCACAGUAAGCAUUUUUGUUUUGUUUUUUAUUUUAGUAACUGAGGAUUCUGUUAUGUAUAGUUUAUGUCGCAGACCCUCAGUCUAUCAUUGCUAAUUUUGUGUGAAUUAGUGGUUAACCUAGAAUUUUACACUUGGAAAUAAGUCAAUUCCAGCAUCUUUAUAAAGUUCACUUUUCUUUUGUCUCUCAAAAGUUAAACUACGAACUAUUUACUGUCAUGAGGCCAAUACUUUAUAAUACAGGAAAACAUUAUCAAACAAAUAUCUCCUGAUUACAAAGUCCCCAAAUCUACUGCAAUAUUUUAAACAUUUUUAACAAACUACUUCCUCUGGUCCCAUGGAAUUUGUUAUAAACAAGUUUAACUGUGUGUGGAAAAACGAAAUACAGGUGCAAUCAGACCUUACUGCCACUGGUGGUCUCUUUAAGGAGAUUUUCCUUAACUCUUGUCAAUGCUUUCAAAUGUAAACAAUGCAGGGUAAGCAAUUUUAUUGUAGCAACAUGUAACCACAUGAAGAGGCUUUAUAUGUUGUUUACACUAGUCAACAUAACUGUAUAAAUAUACAUCUGCUAGAAAGGCUCUCAGAGUAUAGAGUCUGAUUACCUCAUCAAGAUUAACACUGACAAAUGAGACAGACCAGCAGACAGACAUAACAGAUAGAGGACAGAAUUACAGACAAAGGAACAGACAGACAUAACAGAAUUACAGACAAAGGGACAGACAGACAUAACAGAGAGACGACAGAGUUACAGACAAAUGGACAGACAUAACAGAGAGGACAGAGUUACAGACAAAAGGACAGACAGACAUAACAGAGACGACAGAGUUACAGACAAAGGGACAGACAGACAACAGAGAGACGACAGAGUUAUAGACAAAGGGACAGACAGACAUAACAGAGAGGACAGAAUUACAGACAAACGGACAGACAUAACAGAGAGGACAGAGUUACAGACAAAAGGACAGACAGACAUAACAGAGAGACGACAGAGUUACAGACAAAAUGACAGACAGACAUAACAGAGACGACAGAGUUACAGACAAACG